Messenger RNA from Prunus avium (sweet cherry), 1318 nucleotides. Its product is annotated as protein RKD5. The record is from RefSeq and is a predicted model, not a curated record. NCBI's taxonomy places the organism in Eukaryota, Viridiplantae, Streptophyta, Magnoliopsida, Rosales, Rosaceae. Gene Ontology annotation, molecular function: DNA-binding transcription factor activity.
AGAGAAAUGGGCAAGUGAAAGUAACUGUGAAACUAAUCAAAGGUCUGCAACCUGAGAACAAAAAAAAAAAACCUUGUUCCAAAAAGUUCAAAGCCUGGGUUUUCAUUUCAUCCCAUUCCCUCUUUCUGCCCACGGUUUUCUUGUCACUACUUAACUGGUAAUGUAGUGUUGCUUACCCCAUAACCAUGAUAUUUCUUCCGUCCUUUACAUGGAUUCCAGUGACUGUGAACCCCAUUUGCUGAGAUCUCUCUUAGUCUUCAAGAACACCAUCAACCAAGAGUUGAUCAGGAGCUUGCAUGUGUACCGAUUAGAUGAGGGGAAGGAAAAUGAGGUUGAGAGGGAGUUUGUGUUGUCCGCCAAUGAGCCAUAUGUGGAGUUACCAGCUGACCCGCUUCUUAGAUUGAUGAAAUUUCCAGUUUCCCAAGUGCACGAAGGACAUGUCAAUGGCUGUUGGGUCUGCAUAUUUGCAUUUCAGGCCAAUUGUCCUCCUAAUUUUACAUGCAUUCCUUUUAUACUUUCAGUCUCCAGAAAUUGGAAGUUGAAGUCGAUUCCAGCUUUGGCUAAUGAUCUUCAGAUGAUUUUCGAGUUGAGCAACAAAAAGGAUGACAAAAAACCAUUGCAAAGGUCAGGGGAGGAAACAUGCCAAGGGAGUAAUGACAAUAACCAUCAACUAAUAAGAAGUUCGCCCGUACUUGAUCUGGAUCUUAACAGUCUUCCAUGUCCAGUCCCAAUGUCUGAAUCGUCUGAGGAUCAAGAAAUUGGAAGAAGUUUACCAGGUAUUAUGGAGAAGAAGAAGAAAAGGGCACCAAGUGAUCAUGUAGCGAAUAUCGCUUUAUCAGAUCUGGCCAAGUAUUUUGAUCUCCCAAUUGUGGAAGCUUCGAGAAAUCUGAAUGUUGGACUUACAGUACUUAAAAAGAAAUGUAGAGAAUUUGGUAUUCCUCGGUGGCCACAUAGGAAAAUUAAAUCGCUUGACGGUCUCAUUCGUGAUCUUCAGGAAGAGACAGAGAUUCAACAGCAGGAAAACCAGGCUGCAGCCUUGGCUGUUGCAAAGAGGCAAAGGAUGUUGGAGAAUGAAAAAGAAAGUAUAGAGAGGAAACCCUUCUUGGAGAUGAAGACUGAGACCAAGAAGUUCAGGCAAGAUGUUUUCAAGAGAAGGCAUAGAGCUAGAGUUCUCAGAAGCCAGGGCCUAUCAAACUCUGACAAUUAGAACAUCUGUAUAAAAUAUUAGGAGAGCUUUUGAACUCAUUUCCAAAUGGUAAAAACAUCAACUUCUGAAUUUCUUGCAUUGGUGUUCAAGGCCUUGAAGCUCUCUUCUUUA